Messenger RNA from Carlito syrichta (Philippine tarsier), 3357 nucleotides. RefSeq names its product periostin (gene POSTN). The transcript has 23 exons. Gene Ontology annotation, molecular function: protein binding. Lineage: Eukaryota; Metazoa; Chordata; Mammalia; Primates; Tarsiidae. Bases 115 to 2625 code for a protein of 836 amino acids. The record is from RefSeq and is a predicted model, not a curated record.
UCUCAGGUUGAUACAGUGCUCCCUCCCACAACUCUGACAUGUAUAUAAACCCUGAGCUCUCCAAAGCCCACUGCCAGUUCUCUUCACAAACUAAUUGCAACGGAGAGACUAAAGAUGAUUCCUUUUUUAUCCAUAUUUUCUCUGCUCUUGCUGUUUGUUGUUAACUCUGCAAAUGCCAAUGGUCAUUAUGACAAGAUUUUGGCUCAUAGCCGUAUCAGGGGCCGGGAGCAGGGCCCAAAUGUCUGUGCCCUUCAACAGAUUUUGGGCACCAAAAAGAAAUAUUUCAGCACUUGUAGGAACUGGUAUCAAGGUGCCAUCUGUGGAAAGAAAACGACUGUGUUAUAUGAAUGUUGCCCUGGUUAUAUGAGAAUGGAAGGAAUGAAAGGUUGUCCAGCAGUUAUGCCAAUUGACCAUGUUUAUGGCACUCUGGGCAUCGUUGGAGCCACUACAACACAGCACUACUCUGAUGUCUCAAAACUGAGAGAAGAGAUAGAAGGGAAGGGAUCCUUCACUUACUUCGCACCGAGUAAUGACGCUUGGGACAACUUGGAUUCUGAUAUCCGUAGAGGUUUGGAAAGCAAUGUAAAUGUUGAGUUAUUGAAUGCUUUACAUAGCCACAUGGUUAAUAAGAGAAUGUUGACCAAGGACUUAAAAAAUGGCAUGAUUGUUCCUUCAAUGUAUAACAAUUUGGGACUUUUCAUUAACCAUUAUCCUAAUGGGGUUGUCACUGUUAAUUGUGCUCGAAUCAUCCAUGGGAACCAGAUUGCAACAAAUGGUGUUGUUCAUGUCAUUGACCGUGUCCUUACACAAAUUGGUACCUCAAUUCAAGACUUUAUUGAAGCAGAAGAUGAACUUUCAUCUUUCAGAGCAGCUGCCAUCACAUCAGAUAUAUUAGAAGCACUGGGAAGAGAUGGUCACUUCACACUCUUUGCUCCUACCAAUGAGGCCUUUGAGAAACUCCCACGAGGUGUCCUGGAAAGAAUUAUGGGAGACAAAGUGGCUUCCGAAGCUCUCAUGAAGUAUCAUAUUUUAAAUACUCUUCAGUGCUCUGAGGCUAUUAUGGGAGGAGCAGUCUUCGAGACCCUAGAAGGAAACACAAUUGAGAUAGGAUGUGAUGGUGACAGCAUAACUGUAAACGGAAUCAAAAUGGUGAACAAAAAAGAUAUCGUGACAAAUAAUGGUGUGAUCCAUUUGAUUGAUCAGGUUCUAAUUCCUGAUUCUGCCAAACAAGUUAUUGAGCUUGCUGGGAAUCAGCAAACCACUUUCACAGAACUUGUGGCCCAACUGGGCUUGGCAUCUUCUCUGAGGCCAGAUGGAGAAUACACGUUGCUGGCACCUGUGAAUAAUGCAUUUUCUGAUGAUACUCUGAGCAUGGAUCAGCGCCUUCUUAAAUUAAUUCUGCAGAAUCAUAUAUUAAAAGUAAAAGUUGGCCUUAAUGAGCUUUACAAUGGACAAAAACUUGAGACCAUCGGAGGCAAACAGCUCAGAGUCUUCGUGUAUCGUACUGCUGUCUGCAUUGAAAAUUCAUGUAUGGUGAGAGGAAGCAAGCAAGGAAGAAACGGCGCCAUUCACAUAUUCCGAGAGAUCAUCAAACCAGCAGAGAAAUCCCUCCAUGAAAAAUUAAAACAAGAUAAGCGCUUUAGCGUCUUCCUCAGUCUACUUGAAGCUGCAGACUUGAAAGAGCUCCUAACACAACCUGGAGAUUGGACAUUAUUUGUGCCAACCAAUGAUGCUUUUAAGGGAAUGACUAGUGAAGAAAAGGAAAUUCUGAUUCGAGACAAAAAUGCUCUUCAAAACAUCAUUCUUUAUCAUCUGACACCAGGAGUUUUCAUUGGAAAGGGAUUUGAACCGGGUGUUACUAAUAUUUUAAAGACAACACAAGGAAGCAAAAUAUAUCUGAAAGGAGUAAAUGAUACCCUUCUGGUGAAUGAACUGAAAUCAAAAGAAUCUGACAUCAUGACAACAAAUGGUGUCAUUCAUGUUGUAGAUAAACUCCUCUAUCCAGCAGACACACCUGUUGGAAAUGAUCAGCUGCUGGAAAUACUUAAUAAACUGAUCAAAUACAUCCAAAUUAAGUUUGUUCAUGGUAGCACCUUCAAAGAAAUCCCCAUGACUGUCUAUACAACUAAAAUUAUAACCAAAGUUGUGGAACCAAAAAUUAAAGUGAUUGAAGGCAGUCUUCAGCCUAUUAUCAAAACUGAAGGACCCACAAUUAAAAAGACCAACAUUGAAGGUGAACCUGAAUUCAGACUGAUUAAAGAAGGUGAAACGGUAACUAAAGUGAUCCAUGGAGAACCAAUUAUAAAAAAGUACACCAGAAUUAUUGAUGGAGUACCUGUGGAAAUAACUGAAAAAGAGACACGGGAAGAACGAAUCAUUACAGGUCCUGAAAUAAAAUACACUAGGAUUUCAGCUGGAGGUGGAGAAACAGAAGAAACGCUGAAGAAAUUGCUGCAAGAAGAGGUCACCAAGGUCACCAAAUUCAUUGAAGGUGGUGAUGGUCAUUUAUUUGAAGAUGAAGAAAUUAAAAGGCUGCUUCAGGGAGACACACCUGUGAGGAAGAUUCAAACAAACAAAAGAGUUCAAGGAUCUAGAAGACGAUCAAGAGAAGGUCGCUCUCAGUAAACAUCCAAAAACCAGAAGACAAAGUUUAUACAGCCCUAAGUCAAUAACCUGACCCUAAAGGAAAAUUAUGAGAGCCACACUGACUUCAGGAACUGAAACAUCAGUACAAAAGAGGAAUCAUCAAACAAUUAUGAACAAAAAUUUAUUUUUUUUUCUGAGUGAGAAAUAUGAGGGAAAGUGUUGGGUGGCCUCCUGUGGGAUAGGAUCUAGCACCUUACAGGUUUUUUUAUCUUGACAUUUAAAGUUCUGGUUAACUUUGGAAACUACCAGAGAAAACUCUUUUUACCAAUUCAUUACAAUUCAAAUCUGAGUGGUGAACUGUUAUCUCAUUGAGAAGAUUGAGCCUUGAAUGUAUGUAAUGAAUAAAUAAUAUGCAUGCAAGCAGUUACCUCUCCAUGGGAAGCUAAGUUAUAAAAAUGGGUGUUCAGUAUAAAAAAACAAGCAAAAUUUUCUACAUCAAGAGGCUUUGCACAUUUCUAUACAUUGUGGGUUUACUGGUAAAUUAUGUUAUUUUUACAACUAAUUUUGUACUCUCAAAUGUUUGUCAUAUGCUUCUAGCAAUACUUUUUUAUCUCAAACAUUUCAAUAAAACCAUUUUUCAGGUAUAAAGAGAAUUACUUCAAAUUUGGGUAAUUCAAAAAACAUAAGGUUUAAGUUAAAAUGUGGUUUGGACUUGGCAACAGGAGUUUAUACCUCUUUUAUUGUAACAAAUAUUCAUUAAAUGAAAUUCAA